AUCGAGUCGGGCAGUAAGCGAACAUUUGCAUAGACGGAUAAAGGAUGUGACAAGUCCUGUAAAUCGCUAACAAUCCAAUGAAAUGAUCUCUCGGCAGACACGGUGGAGCCAGCCCUACCAGGGCUUUGGAAAAUGUGCGAACAACCUCUUUUGUCGGGGAGGCAUGAUGAUAAUGAGCCGGUACUUAUCUGGCCUUUGAUGUUGUGUUUGCCCCUGUCGCUAUUUGCUUGGGGGCGCCCCAUAUAAGGGAAGAUGCGCGUCACGGCCUGCGCGUCCAAAGGCUUCAGCUCAUCCAGCGCACAGGACCCGGGCUCGUCUAACCCCCCGACGGCAAGCGCGCCAUGACCAAGGCUCCCUUCUCGGUGGAGUGGCUCUCCCAGAGCAGCCAAGCCACCAACCACGCCCGGAGCAGGGAAGGAGUCAGCCCAACCGCGUCUUCGGCCUUCCCCGACGGCAUCCGGACCCAGCAGAGCGAGCCUCCGUCUAACUGCCGGCCUGCCGGGAGAGAACGAAGGCCGGUCGGGGAAAAAGUCGUUCCCAGGGGCCACGAACCGCCUUCUGAACAUCUCCCUUCGCUCCAGAAGAAAGUGGAUUCCUCCUCGACGUCAGCAGAGGCGUCUGAGGCUCCCAAGCGGACGUGGAGUGCAACGGAGGGCAGCUCGGACGGCGAAGGGAGCCUCUCGGAGGGCCAGACCCCAGAAGAGGGCAGCGGCAGUAGAAGCACCAACAGCCGCCGCUUGCGCACCGCUUUCAGCGUGGAGCAGAUCAGCACCUUGGAGAACUCCUUUAAGCGUCACAGAUACUUGGGCGCCGCAGAGAGACGCAAACUGGCCAGUAAGAUGCAACUCUCCGAAGUGCAGAUCAAGACUUGGUUCCAGAACCGACGGAUGAAACUGAAGCGUCAGUUGCAGGAGAUAAGACCCGAACCUUUUCAUGCAGUGCCAUUUUACAGCCCCCUCCCUUUUGGACCUCAAAGUGGGCCUGUGUCCUAUGUUUACUCUCCACACCAGCAUACUUUCACUGGGAGGGAAGCUGUUCCUUCUGGCAUUCCCUUCCCUCCAAUGCCAGCUCCAACUCUGGAUCCCAGAAGCAACUCUGGAGGGCAACCUGGUGCUCUCUGGCCAAUGCCCAUGCCCUACUUCAUAGGAUGCCAGGACCCUAGAACUGUCUUCCUGCCCCUCUGAGUCAAUCGUCAGGGAUGCUGCUGGCCCACAGAAGGAUUUGCACUAAAGUCUGCUCUUCCAGAGCUAUAUUUAUAGCUACCGAGAUUCCUGGAUACAUGGGUUCUGAAUAUAUUUUGCACAGAGAUAUGAGUGGGAAAGUGGGGUGAAAAUAAAUAACUACAAUGUGUUUUUUUUUAAAAAAAGCUAAUUCAUUCAGCAAGACCUUAACUGGGUUUUGACAUUUAAACGAGGGCUUGACACAGACCAGCUUCAAACUGCCCCUUAAAUUUAGGUCAUGUCGUUGGGCAAAACAGCAACAUCUGGAGAAGCCUGAUAUAAAAUUAGACGAGAGCCCAUCUCCUGUGAUCGAUUUAGCAAGAUCAGCUUAUGCUUGAUUUAGGGCUUGAUAGUGUGUUGUUCGGAAAGUUGUGCAAUAAUAGCAUCAGAGAGAUGUUAAACACUGUGAUUAACUUACUUCUUUGUAAGGGUGACCCUGAGAACAUUGAUGUGCCAUAAAAUUCUGGUGUUCAUUCACAACCCACUGAUAAAGUUGUCUGUGUUUGCAGUGCAAUAUAUUGUACUUUUAUCAAUAUAUUGCUCUUUAUGAUAAGAUGUAAGCCAUAAGCUAAUUCAAAAUGCUUUCUUCAUUAAUAGGUAUGUUUUUAGCUGGGGUGGGGUGGGGAUUGGACUAUUUUUUUGCAAUAUCAAAUACAGAAAAUAACUGGAACCAUUUAUUUUGGUAAAGAUGUAUGCAUGUGCAGAAUAAAUCAGAUAUAUACUAUUAGUAUAUAGAGCCCUUAACAGCCUGGGACCAC
This is a messenger RNA of Podarcis raffonei (Aeolian wall lizard), 1978 nucleotides long. RefSeq names its product homeobox protein vent1-like. The record is from RefSeq and is a predicted model, not a curated record. The transcript is spliced from 3 exons. Gene Ontology annotation, molecular function: DNA-binding transcription factor activity, RNA polymerase II-specific; RNA polymerase II cis-regulatory region sequence-specific DNA binding. NCBI's taxonomy places the organism in Eukaryota, Metazoa, Chordata, Lepidosauria, Squamata, Lacertidae. Gene Ontology annotation, cellular component: nucleus. The coding region runs from base 342 to 1184 and encodes 280 amino acids. Gene Ontology annotation, biological process: cell differentiation; regulation of transcription by RNA polymerase II.